Messenger RNA from Alligator mississippiensis (American alligator), 4745 nucleotides. RefSeq names its product protein CLN8-like. Gene Ontology annotation, cellular component: membrane; endoplasmic reticulum. The transcript is spliced from 4 exons. Gene Ontology annotation, biological process: lipid homeostasis. Lineage: Eukaryota; Metazoa; Chordata; Crocodylia; Alligatoridae. Bases 3462 to 4328 code for a protein of 288 amino acids. The record is from RefSeq and is a predicted model, not a curated record.
UUAUAUAGAGAGAAAUUCAUUAGCUAUGCAUAUGUACUAAUUAAUAUGUAAAAUAAUAUCCCACAUCAAGUACAGAGCCGUAAAUAAAGGUCAGAUUAAGAUGUGAUUAUGGGACCAAGUGCUUCUUGGGCCACCCCAAACUUCUUGUCACUGAGAGACUGUCCCAAAAAACCCUGACCACAGUCCUGCCUGAUCCAAAGCGCAGUUUAGCCAUGCCAGGCUGCAAACUGACACCCCUGUGCCCACUGUACUAAGUAUAAUGGCUCGAAUAAGGAAGUGGCUCUUGGGAUGGGAUUAUGGCUAGAAAUCCUGUUUUUUGGGCAACCCCACAUCGUACCUCUGUGGCACCGGGGCAGUCUCCUGGACACAUCUGACCAGAGUCUUGCCUUGUGCACAGCACAGAUUGUUCAUGCUAGGCUGCGAAGUGGCAGCCUCCAAUGCCUACUGUACUAAAUACAGUAAUGGCUUGAAUAAGGAACUGACUUCUGGUCUGAGGUUAUGAUUGGGAAUCCUUUUUGGGCCACUCCACCCCAUGUCGCUGUGCCACCGGGGGACUCUGGCUAUACUUUGGCCAUGCCAGGCUGCCAACCGACAGCACCUCAACCACUGUUCUAAGUAUAAUGGCUCAAAUAAGGAACUGGUUUUGGGCUUGGGUUAUGCCUGGAAAUCCUUCUUGGGUCACCCUACACCAUGCCUCUGUGGCACAGGAGAACUCUCCUGGACAUCUCUGGCAAGGGUCUUUCCUGGCCCAAAGCGCAGUUUGUGUAUACCAGGCUGCCAACUGACAGUUCCCCCAUGCCCGCUGUACUAAGUAUAUGGGCUCAAAUAAGAAACCAGUUUUGGCUGGGUUUAUGGUUGGAAAACUUUUUUGGGCCACCCCACAUCAUGCCUCUAUACCACCAAGGGACUCUCCUGGACAUCUCUGACUAGAUCGUCUUGCCCAGCCCAAACCAUGGCUUGGCCGUGCCAAGCUGCCAGCUGACAGACCCCUCCUCCCCUCCCCUGCUUCCCACUGUACUGAGUAUAUGGGCUGAAGUGGGGAAUUAGCUUUUGGGCUGGGAUUAUGGAAGGAAAUCUAUUUUGAGCCACCCCACACCAUGACUCUGUGGCACCAGGGGACUCUCUUGGACAUACCUGACCAGAGUCUCACCUGACCCAAAACGUGAUUUUUUGGUGCCAGCCUGCCAACUGACAGCCCCGCAUACCCACUGUACUAAGUAUAAUGGCUCAAAUAAGGAACUGGCUCUUGGGCUCAGAUUAUGUCUGGAAAUCCAGGUUGGACCAUUCCAUGUCAUGCCUCCGUGGCACUCUCCUGGACAUCUCUGACCUUAGUCUUUCCUGGCCCAAAGUACAGUUAGGCCUUGCUAGGCUGCCAGCUGACAGCCCCACAAGCCACUGUACUAAAUAUAAUGACUUGAAUACGGAACAGUUUUGGGGCUGGGAUUAGAGAUGGAAAUGCUUCUUAGACCACCCUACACCCAGAGAUGUGGGGCGGAAAAUUUUCCAAUGCUUUAUUUUCUGUGGGAAAUUUUCUAUUUUAAAAAAUUCAUUGUUUCAUAAAAUUCAUUAGUAAAAAUGGAUGGAUGCCAAUACAAUAUUAGGCAAGCUUGGCAGUUUCAAAGUUGUAAUUAAUGUUUUUCAGGUGAUUAUCCCUAGGAAUUGUGUGAGAGAGUACACCUAUGUUUUAUUGAUUUGUAAACAGGAGAGUAAAUACACUCACACAAUAAUCCAAACCAAAAAUCAAGUUAUGAAUUCACCUAAUUGGCUGUGUAUGUCAAAUAAAAAACAAAGCUAAAAUUCUUAUUUCAUCUCAGACUGCAAGUGAAAGCAAAACCAAAACUGUGAUUAAUUUUUGUUUCUUUUUUAGUUCAGCAAAUACACAAAGCAGUGUCUCAUUUCUUUUCUUGAGUUGGGGAAGUUGGAAGUGUUUGCAUAAGAUCUGUUAGGUUUUUUUUAGUGCUUUUGGUUUGAAGUAGUCAUAAUAAUGCCUAACCCCCCCAAAAAAACAACUGGUGUGUAGCAUCAUUAUAGUGAAGUUCAAGCCACUGAAGGAAGGAAGGAAGUUGGUAGAUGUAAAUAUUGAGGGCAGGAGUAUGCUAACAACGCAGCAAGAAUGAAGAAACAUUUAAUAGCAUGUAGAAACAGCCCUGAAAGAGUACAAGCCACAUACAGAAAGCACAAUGAAGUGGUGGAAAAACAUCAUCUGAGAAAAGUCUACUUCAGGAAUCCUAUGAACUUGGUAGCUCAAGUGAAAUAGUAGAUUCGCAAAAAAUGGAAAACGAAAAUGUUGAGCUGCCAGGUCUGGGGGAAGAAGAAGCAGGAUCCUCGCUUUCAAGAUCACUGUCACCAGAUAUGCGAUCCACCACGAGUAGCUGUUCAAAAUAGUCAAGCUUUUUAUCAGGGUUUGUGGACAAAAUGUCAAAAGGACAUCAAGAAAAAGUAGAUGAGACAUUAGCUCGAGCUAUAUUUGCAAGUGGUAUACCUCUUUCCAUAACUGAAAAUCAAUAGUGGAAGGAACAUUAGAAACUAAUUUACCACCGCCACAUUGUUGCUUAUCACAUUCUUUCUUGAAUAGAGAGUAUGACUGAGUUCAAACAAUGGUUAUUCAAAGGAUUGGUCAAGCAGAAUCACUGACUCUGAUGUCAGAUGGAUGGACUGAUAUACAAGGAAAUCCUUUAUUGAACAUUAUGUUAGCGACACCUGAGCCAAUAUUCCCGAAAGCAAUUGCUACCAAAUCUUCUCAUCACACAGGUGUAUACAGGCUAUGUCCUUUGUCAGAAGAUUCAACCCAUGAGCAAGACAGCCAAAUACAUUAAAUGAGGAUACUUUGCCUUUAAUAUUUGCCAUGCAGCUUUCAUGUUACUCACAUUAUCAGAUACAAAGGCUUGUACCCUGGAGGGGCCUGCACUUUCAAUCUCUUCACUCAUAGCUAAAUUUAAUAAUUUGAUUUCACCUCAAGACAGAAAGGAGAAAUAGACUAACAAAUGAAUGCACUGCUAAGCUUGUUUCUGUUUCUCAAAAUCUCUUGCUUCUGGAGAAUCAGUCAGAAGCACAAUUAGUGAAGAAGAUGCAGUGUGAUGAAAAGUUGCCCUUGCCCAGAGACUCAUUGGUAAAACCAUCCUUUAGCGAAAGAGAAUGUGGUUCAAGUAGUUUUGAAUUAGAUUUGCCUCAGUCUGAUUCUGUGAUGGAACUAAUAAGUGCGAGUGAUUCUACAGACAGUGACAGUGAAACUGGAGGUGCCGCAGUGACCUCAGUGGAAGAGAGUUAAACUCUGUUGAAGUAAAUGAAUGGACAACCAUGAUAUAUCGUGCACAGUUCUUUGGGUGUGCUAAAAUUGACAAAAAGAGUGUGUGGUUUCUGCUCUACGUAAUGAGACUGGCUAUGUAGACCUAAAGUAGAUCAGCACACUUGUGGGUUUUUAAAGCUUUUCACUGAAGACUUUUGAGUUGCAGACAGAAGAAAUGGAUCUUGCAAAUGAAGAUGCAAUGCCGAAUACGAUGUUUGAUUGGGACUAUCUUCUGUGGGAAGUUCGUUUUUUUUUAGUAGUACUUGGCUUUUUCUUCUACUUAGGAGUGUUUCUUCUGUCUCACUUGUUGUCCUCCUGGAUCAGUGUCACUUACCGUACCUUGCCAUCAAAGGAGAAAGUCUUCUGGAACAUAAAAGUCACACGUGGUGUUUUUGGACUUCAGAGUUGGGUUUCUGGCUUGUGGGCCUUACUCAUAGAUCCUGUUUUUCAAGCUGACAAAGUAUAUUCACAGCAGAAAUGGAGCUGGUUUACCUGCUUAAUAGCAUCUGGAUUCUUCUUACUUGAAAAUGUAGCCGUUCAUUUGUCUAACUUUAUUUUCAAGACAUUUGAUGCAUUUGUAGUAGUACAUCAUUUCCUUGCCUUUGUUGGCUUGCUUGGUCUGAUACUUAACACCAAGUCUGGACACUACCUACCCUUGAUGGGCAUGCUACUUGAGAUGAGUACUCCGACCACCUGCAUCUCCUGGCUGCUUUUAAAGGCUGGCUAUUCUCAUACCAUUUUCUGGAAGGCAAACGAGUGGCUAGUGAUCCAUCUGUUUCACUGCCGUAUGAUGCUUACUUAUCACAUGUGGUGGGUGUGUAUUUCCAAUUGGAAUGAUGUGGUGGAAAACCUUGGACUUCUGUAUUUUAUCAUCUUAUUCCUGGGAUUAGCUUCUGUGUCAAUUAUUUUUAACCCUUACAUGACGUAUAAAAGGACUAUGCAUGUUGUCAGUCCAACUGACUGGAAUUUUCCACAUGCAGAAGUGAAAAAUGGACAGUUUGGGAAGCUGAAUGGUGAAACAAUCCAAAAGAAGAGGAUAUAAUACUGAAACAGCUGGCUGUUAGCUUAGAAGCAAAAUAACACCAGAAGAAUAUAAUGCAAGUAGAGCUGCACUGAUGCAUCAGUCUGAUAUCCGUAUCAGCCGAUAUCCCUCCUUAAAAAUUGGCUAUUGGUAUUGGCCUCCAAAAUCUCUAUUGGUGCACCACUAAAUGCAAGUUUUUUUAAUGAGUUCAAAAAAAGAAAAUUAGUUACAAUAACUCAGUGUACAUGUUGAUUAGUCUUUAACUUGCUAUCAGAAUUCCAUACUUGUAUACCAAAAGUGUUGAAAAGUAUAGCUUUUUUAUGUAUAUUCAUAUACACACACCAAAAAUCUUAGACUACUUUAUCAGGAUUUAUGCUGACAAUCUUUUACAAAUUGAAUGUUGUUGCUCCAUUCUGUAAUAAAAGGCAGCAAAAAUUA